Molecule: messenger RNA, 1613 nt
Organism: Papilio polytes (common Mormon)
Lineage: Eukaryota; Metazoa; Arthropoda; Insecta; Lepidoptera; Papilionidae
Gene: ap
Product: LIM/homeobox protein Lhx9-like
Exons: 7
Coding region: 460-1533 (357 amino acids)
Biological process (GO): regulation of transcription by RNA polymerase II; neuron differentiation
Cellular component (GO): nucleus
Molecular function (GO): RNA polymerase II transcription regulatory region sequence-specific DNA binding; DNA-binding transcription factor activity, RNA polymerase II-specific
Source: RefSeq, a predicted model, not a curated record
GCAUCGUAGCCCCCACAGAUGUCGCCCUGAUCCGAGCAGUGCCGCGUUCAAAUUUCGAACAGUUGAAUCCGUAUUAUAACUGUUCGCCGGCGAAUUUUACCGCCACGCGACGCUUUUGGCGACGUUGCCACUUCGCGCUACGAAAUACAAGGUAAAUUGUGGUACGAUAUUUGUAGCCCCCUGCGUGUACGUGAAGAGGGCGCAAUGAAGCCUCACCUCGCUGUGUUCGGAUGAUCGUGGAACUCUCUAAGCGUAUGUUAUUUAAGUGUACCACUCUAUUUUAAUGGUUUUGCUAUUACAAAACAAUCGGAAUCCUGCUCUGAUUCAAUCAGGCAAAAACAGAUCAGUCAAGUUAUGUCUGCGCCCAUCGGCAACGGAGAGCAGUCGGUGCAACGUGAAUUGAACACUGUUAUUUGAGAAACAAGGUCCGUUGUGGUCAGCACGACGGAACAGGAAACCAUGCUUAAGGAGCGGCAGAGUUUGGAGGGUUCGCCGUCUACCCCAGACGAGUGUGCGGGCUGCGGGGCGAGGAUACAGGACAGGUUUUACCUAUUGGCGGUGGACCGACAAUGGCACGGCACUUGCCUAAGAUGUUGCGAGUGUCGACUACCUCUCGACACAGAGCUGACUUGCUUCUCUAGAGAUGGAAAUAUCUACUGCAAGGACGAUUACUACAGAAUGUUCUGCGUGAAGCGAUGUGCCCGCUGCGGUAAUGGCAUCACCGCCAAUGAGCUGGUGAUGAGAGCACGCGACAUGGUCUACCAUCUAACAUGCUUCACAUGUAUCGCGUGUGGCACUCUACUCUCCAAGGGCGACGUAUUCGGUAUGAGAGAUGGAUUGGUUUACUGUCGGCCGCAUUACGACAACGCGUGUAUGGACGAGUACUGUGAAGAUGAUAUGAACAGCUAUAGAUGUCAAGAUAUGCACAGCGAAGGUGAAUCUCAAUCACAGUUCUACAACGGAGGACCAAGUCAUAAAGGACGACCCAGAAAAAGAAAACUGGCUCAAGGCUCACCUGAGGACAUGCAAACAAUGCGAAUGACCAGCACUGCGCUCGAGCUACUUCAUAGGGGUGAUCUGUCUUCGUCUAUGGAAUCGUUAGCAUACGAUUCGUCUGUGGCGUCACCUGGCAGCGUCUCGAGCCACACGCAACGUACCAAGCGAAUGCGCACAAGCUUCAAGCAUCACCAGCUACGCACAAUGAAGUCUUACUUCGCUAUCAACCAAAACCCAGACGCCAAAGAUUUGAAACAGCUGGCGCAGAAAACUGGUCUAUCGAAGAGAGUCUUACAGGUGUGGUUUCAAAACGCCCGCGCAAAGUGGCGACGUAACAUCAUGCGACAAGAAUCGAACCAACACGGGCCGAUGGCCGCGAACGGCAACCCGGGCCACUCGGGGAAUACUUCUCUUGUACCAGGGCCGGUGUCGACAAAUGGUGUCCCUUCUGCCAUGAUGCUUGGGGAACCUCUCCAAGGUUUAGACGACUUGAGAGUGCAUACUCCUCACCCGAUAAGCUUCAACGAAUUGUAUUAGUAACCCUUUUCUUAAGAGGAAAGGAUGGGAAGGAACUGGAUUUGACGGUGGAGGAAAUAUUCUCUUUACGUGCGUCUCCU